Folsomia candida is the source of this 7707-nucleotide messenger RNA. RefSeq names its product zinc finger protein ush (gene ush). The coding region runs from base 1281 to 6209 and encodes 1642 amino acids. The record is from RefSeq and is a predicted model, not a curated record. Gene Ontology annotation, biological process: heart development; cell differentiation; positive regulation of transcription by RNA polymerase II. Gene Ontology annotation, molecular function: RNA polymerase II-specific DNA-binding transcription factor binding. Lineage: Eukaryota; Metazoa; Arthropoda; Collembola; Entomobryomorpha; Isotomidae. The transcript is spliced from 10 exons. Gene Ontology annotation, cellular component: nucleus.
AUUUUAAUGUAGUAAAAGUGUUCCACUCAGAUUAUGGGAGCAGCAGAAAGCAAGGAGCGGAGUUGAGUGCGAGGUGGUGGAGUUGGGAUUUCAACCAGUCUCAGUCAGUCUCAAUUUGGAAUUCAAGGCGUCCACAUAGCCGGCUACUCGUCUCAACUCCACAACUCGGUCUCGCUCCCCACGUGCUCACGUCAAGUGGAGUGCAGAAAAGCUUUGGCACAGUGCGAGCAGCAAAAGCGGUGAGAAGACCAAUUCGCAAACAAUAUCGUAGAAAUUUAAGACACGAUUUGCAUAGUUGCAUGAAUCACAAAAGUUUUGUGGUGAGAGACGCAUGUGGUAAAUAAAUACACCUAUCGGAUCGUCGUCUCAGAUCAGGAGAAGAAGAAGGAAAAGCGUUCUUUUAUGUACACAUUAUGUACAUACGAGCACUACACGAACUACGGAUUGAAUAACAUUUCAAAUAAUUGGGAUACGACGAUGGAACAAUAAGGUCGAAGUUCUGAUUUGUGUACUUAUCUCUUGGACAUCUGCAUGCAUAAAAUAGAGGGCAACGAUGAGAUGAGUCGUUAUUUCUUGGAAUGACAGAUUUUACAGUCUGACACGGAUUUUAUAACACUCCUAACCUAACCGUGGAUGUGUGCAAAGUUAUCCCAAUAAUAUCGUCACUCGGUUGAGACUAUUGUGACUAUUUGUUCCAGUUAUUUAUAUGAAAAUUAUUCAUCCGGUUAUCAAAUGUGUGAUUCCAUCAUCAGCAAGCACCUCUCACUCAAUAACUAACUAACCAGUGCCUGCUUCUUUUCGACUAUAUUAAAAUUCCAAGCUUGGCCCAAUUUCUUCCUUCGUUGUAGUUCAACUUUUGGGACCGAUGAAGAGUGAUUCAUUUGCGUAUGUGUAGCGAGGAAGGUUCUGAUUAUUUUCAGUGCAAAUAAGUAUCAGAUUUAUCACAGUGUCGCAUCUCUUUAUCACGAAGGGAUUCGCGAUAUCAGGAACACCCAUCCGAUAUACGUGGUCCAAGUGUUUAUUAUUAUCACCUCCAACUUGUGGACGCUAUUUAUUUCAAAACUCCAUGAUCGGAAAAAAAGAUGUUUGCCAUAUUAACAUUUUUACGGCGUAGUGGCAUAUCAAAUAAGGAUGUGAAAAGCAAACAUGAAGAAACUAUAGUCUGAGUGAGAUUUAGCAAGGAUGACUCAAGUCAGUUUUAUUGGGAACUAUCAAUAAAUGAAAUUGCGAGACAACUUGUAACUAUCCCAAGGAUUUUACAGCCUCUUGGUACCAAUAAAAUGUCAAGACGGAAACAAAGCAACCCAAAGCCUCUCAAAGUAGAGGAAGAGAGGAGUGAAGAAGGUGGAGGGCGAGAAGGUGAGAAAAAGGUUGUUGAUCUAGAGGAACCACAAGACGAAGAAAGUCCAGGUAGUCAGGAAUCCAAUGAUUCAACAUCAGCCCCAGCCCCCCUCGAAGACGAUGCAAAUUGUGAAAACAGUGACAGAUCUACCAACCACUUGACGGAACCAGAGUCGACCAAGGACGACAUAAAAAUCCCAAUUUUUUCGGUGAAAGUCAAACGAGAAGGAGCCGACUUGGGGCGUCCUGACUCAAAACCUCGACUUCGAAGUCAAAGCAGAUCUUCCUCCGACCACCUAGCAGAGUUUCCCGAAGUUGAGAGCGCGUCCGAAAGUGGGGAGGGUGACGGUAGGAGGAAGCGUCGUCGAGAAAGUGAGAGUUGCAUCAGCGUCUCCCGGAGAAAAAGUCCAGAAUUGCCCGAAUCCGGGGAUCGGGAAAUGAUGAACGGAGGAGCAACUCUCUCGUCUCAACAGCUCUUGCAAGGCUUACCUUACCUGCACCUCCUGCCCCCCUCGAUCAGAAACGAUGCUGCAAGGCUUCUUUUCAUGCCACCAAUUUUGCCAUCAGAGCUGUCUGGAAAUAUGAAUGUCGCCAAUGGCUGUGUGGACUCGGAAAAAGCUUCAGGAGGAGAAACCUCGCGAAGUGGUCCUUCCUUCUUUUGUAAACCGUGCAAUAUCAAGUUCAGCUCGGCUCGCACGCUCGACGCCCACCAAACUUAUUAUUGCUCCUUUCGACGAGAAAUGGGAGGUAAGGAAGGGUCAAAAGACGAGCAAUUGGACGUAGAUGCCAAAGGAGUAGAGUCAAUCGGGCCCAGAAAGCGAGAGAGAGAAAGUGGAGAUGAAGAUCGUGAACUAAUGACUGACGAAUCAAUGGAAGUGUCUCCAGACGGCGGACGAAUUGGGUUUAACGAGUCAAUGGAUGGGAAUUCUAAUAAAGUGGCGAAAACUGGAAAGCUCUACGCUUGCAUGUACUGCUCUUAUUCCGCGGACAAGAAAGUCAGCCUGAAUCGGCACAUGAGAAUGCACUCUGGAAGUAUUUCUGUCACCUCAGGUCAAAACAAUGCAGGUGAUGACUGCGUUUCUGGGAGCGGAUCGACAACCCCAAGUAGCUCCAACAAUAUUGGAUUGAAUAAAAAUUUGCCAGAAGGAGUAAAUGCUCUCGAAAGAUACUGCGGAGACUGUGACAUACAAUUCUCUUCAAUAAAGACGUUCCGCGUUCACAAGCAACACUACUGUCGGACCAGACACGUUCUGAAGACCCAACAGGGUCCAGCAGGAUCUCCACCGGGAAUUCCAAUGAAAAUUCAUCAUCAGUCAUCCGGAGAAAUGGGAGGCGGGAGAACUUCACUCACACCUGUAAGAAAGAGUUCAGGGUCACCAGUUCCGUCUGACGGAAGCCCAACAUCGACGCCGGGGCCUAUGCUGUCCUCGCAUCAACAACCAUUUGUGGUUCUCCCCACAAAUCCUCUCAUCGUGGUGCCAUACUGCUUUAUCCAGGCUGCCAGUAUUCUCCCAUUCGGAAAUGUUCUCCCGUCUCAAAAUGCCCUCAUUGUACUUCCCAACGGAUCUGUUCAAGGAUUGCCCUUCACCUCUGUCCAAAUCCCUGUUCCAUCCCCAUCUCAAUCACUUUUGUCUCAGCCGGCUUUCUCCAGCGGUGGUGGUGUUGUUCUUAGUGGUGGUGGAAAAGGGAGCAUUGGCAGCCUGUCCCCAACAACGACAACGAAUCAGUCACAUUCCGUAUUUAACGAUCCAAAGGAUAUCCUAAGAAAAAUAUCCUGCGUUAGUAAAGCGGGCUACGAUUCAUCUGGAUUCAUUGGAUAUAAUAGUACUAAUAAAAAUGGAUCUCUAGACGAUUUGAAUACCAGUCAAAAUAACAGUGAUGAAAUUGUGCAAUCCGAGAAUAACACUCAAAUGGCCAGUUAUGGUUCCGAUGAGCACUCAGAUAAAAACCCAGACGAGGAGACCAUGGAGGAGCAAAGGAGUGAAGAAAAUGAUGAAGGAAUGCCAGCGAUAGAUCUCACGCUUCGGAAAACGCGUUCCAUCAAGGAAAUCAGUGGAGAUGAAGAAAAGGAGAAUCGAGAGGUUUGUCUUCGGUUACAGAAUCAAAGGGGAGAGCAGCAGCAGUCUGGUAAUUCUUCGUAUAAUACCAAUGACACAAACAGCGGAGGAGUUGGAAAAAAGUCAUCUCAAUCAUCCACCAUUACUUUUACCACCGACUUUCACCGAGACCGAGAGCGAGAAAUGUGCAGCCCUUCUGAACGUGUCUCCUAUGGCGGCGGAGGAGGAAGUGGUGGAAGUUGUGGCAAGAGGACCCCAAGACCUUCCUCAACCUCAAUUAGCAGUUCAUGCUCCACUCCACCAGCUCUUUGUGAGCCAAAAGUAAAUGGUCUCGUAAAUAGACUUUCUCCUGUCGACCAGCGUGAUGUGGGCGCCAGUGCAAAUAACAAGAAUCAUUCUCACAUCAACAUGAUGAGUCCAUCCAUGAUGGUCGGGAUGGGAAAGGGGUCGAUGGAUUUCACCAGCGGGUUAGAUAUGGUGAAGCAUGGCAAAUUGUCGUCUGUGGGAGGAGACGGGAAAGGUAAACGUGGUGGGAAGAUGGGUCACAUCGCAACUCAACUUCCCGGUGGAGCAAUUUUGACCACGUCUGGCGGUGGUCAGACUCUGACAGAUUUACUGAUUCCCAACUCCCCUGAAUUUAACGAAAUCUUGGCCAAAAUCAGUCCUCAGCUCUUGGUAAAUUCUGCUCGCUCUUCAGCUGGGUCCCCAAUGGCACUCAAUCCAGCCCUACUUCAAGCUUUGUCUCAAUCAGAUCCUGAAAUUCUCAUUCGAAUGCUAGACCCCACAUAUUUGGCAAACUUGCAACAAAACAUCCAACUCCAGCAGCAGCACGCCUCUGGAGGGGGCAAAAGGGGAUAUUCCAAGUGUGUGGAGUGCGAUAUCGUUUUCUAUAAGCAUGAAAACUACUUGGUACACAAGGAGCAUUACUGUGCCGCUCGGAUUUCCAACAGCUCUCCCAACAACAACAACGGUGGGUCCAUCAAAGAAAUGCAAUCUAGUCGAGGGGGCAGCAAGGAAGUAAUAUCUUCAUGCAUUUCUUCUUGCUCAUCCCCCGCAAAGAGUGACGCGGAUGAAAGUCAGAGCUCUCCAGUCUCAGCAGCCGUUCACAGAGCGUCAUCAUCCACACCAAACUCGCAAAAUCAAAUGAGUAUAAAAGUCCCUCGGAAAUCUACAGACUCUUCCUCAUCUGAUUUUUUUCCUCUACCUGUGUACGAAAAGACAAAGUCCCGAUCGCCCCAAGGAAUCUCCUCUUCAAUUUCAAUUUCCCCAGUCGCAAGUCCAAAUGAGAGAAAGCAGGAGAAGCAGCAAGUGCAAAAUUUCGUAGGAGGCCAACAUCCCUGUAUGCAUUGUGGUGUCAAAUACAGCACGAUUGACAAUCUAAAAGCACACCAAAGCUUUUACUGCACGAAGCGACGGAAUGGCAAAGAUUCGAUUUCGCUGGAAGGAGAUGCGGACGAGUUAGCGGUUGGCAAUAUAAAGUCUGAGCAGGAUUCUGUCGAAGGAUAUGGGAUGAGCCACAGCCAACCAUUAUCCUCAAACAACAAAGGACUUUUGCAAUGUGGAAAAUGUAAACUAGCCAUUCCAGAUUCUCAACUAACUACGCACAUCAAGGUCUGCUUAGGAAGCAAUGUCACUCUGCCAUAUGGACCUGGUCUGCCAGGUUUAAUGACACCAGCAACAACAACAACAUUGGGAGGAGAGGGGGGAAACCGAACAGGUUGGAAAUGCCCUUGUUGCGACACGUAUAGCCCCACCGUUUCUCAAGCACAAAAACAUCUCGAGUGUCACACUGGAAUAAAAGCAUUCAAAUGUCUCCUCUGUGGGUAUCGAGGAAAUACGUUGAGAGGUAUGAGGACCCAUAUUCGAACACAUUUCGACCGGGCCUCACGUGUGUCGGACCUGCUUGAAGGAGAGUACAUGACCUGUAUCACCGCAAAUGACGUGGAGCACAAUGUCACCACCCCGACAAAUAAAUCCUUUUCGUCGUCUUCAGAGCCCCGAAGAAGUUUGGGAAGUCUUGUAAAUCACCAUCCAGCAAAUAGCAGGCAGUCAGCGGAAAAAAACAAAUUAAAUCAUUCACCACCAACGACGAGUGGCUCGGUGGUAACCACUACGACUACAAUUGCUUCCUCUCCUGGCUCUCCUCCACAAGAGUUGGUGCCACAAGACAUAAAACUCUUUUCCACUCCGGAGGGAUCAUCGUCAUCGAUAAUGGAGGAGAAAGCAGAGAAUAACAACCGAGCUGGUAAUUGUACGCUCUGCAACUAUACCUCGUCCUAUCGGGGCAAUAUUAUCAAACACAUGAAGUCGGUGCAUAAAAUAUCAGAAGAGGCUGCGGACAAGAUUUUGACUGACAUGAGCUCCAUCAUAAAGGUGCACUCAACGAGCGAGCUGGACGACGAUUACAGCUCUGAGAGGUCGGAUCGUAAAUUAAAUCUUUCGCCAGGAGGAAAGAACACCCAUAUCAAGGAAGCGGAUGGAGCAGUUUCCAAUAAUGUCUCCUCUUCUGGCAUGGAGGUUGCCAGCCAUCGGAGAAAGAAUAUAAACGGCCGUGGCUGUGGGGACAGGGAUGAGAAGAGUGACGUCGAUUGUGCGGAAAGAAAUUGUACAAGUCGAUCAUCUUCACCAGAGGAGGACGUGGACGGCCUCUCUACCCUUCAAAAAAAGGAGAAGCCUUGUGCCGUCAAAUACUGUAAAUCGUGCGACAUUUACUUCAACCAUCUGUCUACUUUCGACGCUCACAGGAAAUCGUACUGCUCCGCCACCCUCAACAAUAAAGCGGCUGAGCGGGCUGAAACCCCCGUGCAAUAGGAUAUCAAAUUCUAACAAAACAAAAUAAAUAGACUUUUAGACUAUAUGUAUGGUUACUCUUACAUUAUGUAUGCAGUCAGUGCGGAGGAGUCGGGUUGGGCAGGAGGGUGAGCCAAAGUAAAGCCAAAGGAAAGUGGUCGUACAGCGGAGAAAGAAAGCAGAGAGAGCAAAACUUGUUCUUGGUGAGAAAGGAACCAAGAAGGGAAAGAAAUAGCUGAUAAAUAAAUCUGUCAUAGUGUAAAAUGGCUUUGUGCGAGUGCGGGGGGACAUACAUACAUUUACUUCUCCCUCUGUCUCAUUCCCUGUCCUCCUUUUUUAGCCCACUGGAGCUGUUAAAAAAUCAAUACUUGUCACCUUCAAAUAAAUAUGUAUGCACUUCUACAUCUCUCUGCGAAAAAAAAUAAUUCACAAUUUUAGUAGGUUUCAACAUUUUUUGUUACUCAACAACAAUCAAGGUUACCCUGAGCAGUAUACGGUUCAAAAAUGAGUCAUGUUUGAUGAAUGAUCAAAUGUGAUUUUCCAUGCUUUGUGAAUUCAAGUAGUUGAUACAUGUACUGUAGUAGACAUACAAAGUAGCUGAUAUGUACUAAGUUUCAGAGAGUUGAUGUAAGCACUAAAAUAGUUCUGUGAUUUAAUUAAUGAUCCCGUGUCGUUGAUUGCUUUGUUAUUUCAACAACUUAUUGUAGCUAAUUUUACUGUCGGAGCUUUUAUUUAUCUGAUUAGGCGUAGGCUUACAACAUCAAUGGAUCCACGAUUCUCACUAAUUCAAUAAUAACACGGCAAGUUUAUUCUCAAAUUAUUAAAUGUACAAUGUUUAGUGUUUGUUAUUUGGGAAGGUGUUCAAAUUUUAGGAGUUGUUGUUGGUGCUAGGUAAAUAACUUCAUUGUGUAUCUUCAUUCCAUCGUGUGAAUUUAUUUUUUGGUGGAACGUUAUCUGAGCAAAAACCAAAAUGUAAUAUGUAAAUUUACUUACAUAGAUCCCGACACACACACACAUACACAUACACACAGUAGUACAAAAAGAUACUUUUUUGAAAAUAUAUGUACGUCUUGUUUUUACUUUAACUUCUUUAACUAAUUUUGCAGCAUUUUAUAUACCUUGAUGUUUAUACAUAAUACAAUUUGCAAUCUUUUUUAUUGAUUAUUUAUUGCAUCGAAUUUUUUCUGUAUCAGUCGUUCCAAUUUACACAGCUUCUGCAAAUAAUAAAUACCUAAGAGUUUUUCGAAACAGAUAGAAUACAGGGUACCCAAAAAACGUCUUGUGGUUAUGUUACACCUAAAAUACAACAGACAGAACAUACUAUAGUUAUUUAGCUUUUAGACAUAUCUCUGAAAUUGUUAAUUUAACAGUUCUUCAUCCACGCACCAUGUAUAACUAUCGAGAGAGUUGCCAAAAUCUUUGAGUGAUGAGACAAUUUGCACUUGCAAUGUAUAAAAUAAUUUGAUGCUGUUCGUAGAGCUUUAUAUGUUCCAAAAAUAAAUAAAUUAUGAAGCUUAUA